AAACUCCUCCAGGUCCUCGCCUCACCACGGUGGCCCAAACGGCGUAGCUCUGAAGGACUCUGCCCCGUGUUUUCCCGCUCUCUGUGUGCUUAAAGAGAGCGAACGGGCGGAGAGAACGGCGAAUCUGCAGAACCCCGCGGGGCCGCAUAUUCCUUCAAGAGUCCCAGGAAGCCGACCCGAGGGACGGGCGCAGGGCUGGUUGUGGCGUGGUCGCUGCCGUCGCGCCCUCGGCCGGAUCGUGUGACUCCUGAGACCCGGGACCCGACAUCCUGUUCAUCAAGUAGUUUACAGGACAUUUGAGGUCCCAAGGGUCCUUAGAAAACAUCUAGCCUUACUUUUCCAGUGAGGAAACUAAGAUGAAAAUCUAUUCCUCGCUGCCGAAGAAUUAACAGAAUGCUCUCCAAUGAGUCCCUACAUUCGCCUGCAUUUAACCGUUCCAACUCACAAGCCUCCAUAGACAGCACCUCCAUGGAGGACUUCUUGCGGGAAAUAGAAAGCAUUAAAGAGAGUAGCAUGAGAGCACAGGAAGAGCAGAUACCAGCUGAGGUCAAGCCUGUGGAUGAAGGAGAACUCGAAGAAGAGUGGUUGCAAGAUGUGGGUUUAUCAACCUUGAUCUCGGGUAAUGAAGAGGAGGAUGGCAAAGCCUUGCUCUCUACGCUGACUCGAACCCAAGCAGCUGCAGUGAAAAAGAGAUACAAUACUUACACUCAAACCAUGAGAAAAAAGAACAAGCAAUCUGUUAGGGAUGUCAGAGACAUCUUUGGAGUCAGCGAAUCUCCUCCAGAUGAUUUUUGUUGUAUCCCAACUCCUCUUUUGGAAAUGAUCCUGGAUGAAGAAGUGAUAUCAGCAAUUCCCUGCAGAAAUGGUCAACUGCCAGGUGAUACCUGUGACAAUCAUACUGCUCAGUUGGAUGGUCCCCAGGAGGAAAAAGAGCUGCCAGGAGUUAUGAAAACAAGUGAUUCCUUGCCAGAUGAUGCUUCUCUCAACAGUACCGCCCUGUCAGAUGGGUCCCCAGAUGAAGAAGGGAGUUUUACAGUUCCCAGGAGUGGCUCUGUGUCUAUACUUGAGACCAUUCCAGCUCUACCAGUUCAUUCCAAUGGAUCUCCAGACCCUGGACAGUCAGUUCAGAAUGCAGUGAGUGAUGAUGUUUAUCUGGAAAAGAACAUUCCGCCAGAAACUGAAGAGCUGUCCUUCGAAGUAUCUUAUUCAGAAAUGGUUACAGAGAUUCCAAAAAGAAACAAAUUUAAGAAGUCUGAAUUUAAGAAAGACGACUUCGCCUUAACUAAAUUUAUUGUCCAGAAAACCAGAUUCGGUCUAACUGAAGCAGGAGACCUGUCUUCUGAAGAUAUGAAGAAGAUCCGCCAUCUGUCUCUGAUUGAACUGACUGCCUUUUUUGAUGCCUUUGGAAUCCAGCUGAAAAGAAACAAAACUGAGAGAGUAAAAGGACGAGACACUGGGAUUUUUGGAGUUCCGCUCACAGUCCUGUUGGACAAUGACCGAAAGAAGGAUCCUGGAGUGAAGGUUCCCCUGGUGUUGCAAAAAUUUUUUGAGAAAGUUGAGGAAUCAGGCCUGGAAUCUGAAGGAAUUUUUCGACUUUCUGGAUGUACCGCCAAAGUCAAGCAAUACCGUGAAGAACUGGAUGCCAAGUUUAAUUCUGAUAAAUUUAAAUGGGACAGAAUGUGCCAUAGAGAAGCUGCAGUAAUGUUGAAAGCAUUUUUCAGAGAACUACCCACCUCUCUCUUCCCCGUGGAAUAUAUACCUGCCUUCAUCACUCUAAUGGAAAGAGGGCCUCCCAUCAAAGUACAGUUUCAAGCUUUACACCUCAUGGUCAUGGCCCUGCCCGAUGCCAACAGGGACACAGCUCAGGCCCUCAUGACAUUCUUCAAUAAAGUGAUUGCCAACGAAUCAAAAAACCGAAUGAGUGUAUGGAACAUUUCUACUGUAAUGGCACCAAACCUUUUCUUCAGUCGAAGCAAACAUUCUGAUUAUGAAGAACUACAGUUAGCAAACACUGCAGCCCACAUCAUCCGCCUAAUGCUUAAAUACCAAAAGAUUCUGUGGAAGGUUCCAUCUUUCCUAAUCAUGCAAGUCAGAAGAAUGAACGAAGCUACGAUGCUGUUAAAGAAGCAGCUCCCAAGUGUCAGAAAGCUGCUGAGGAGGAAGACCAUAGAACGAGAGGUUAUAAGCCCCAAGACUUCAAAGGUACUGCAAAAAUCACCCUCUUCAAGAAGAAUGUCUGACGUGCCGGAAGGAGUCAUAAGGGUCCAUGCUCCGCUUCUCUCUAAGGUGUCCAUGGCCAUUCAACUCAAUAGUCACACCAAAGCCAAAGACAUACUGGCAAAAUUUCAAUAUGAGAACAGUUAUGGUUCAUCAGAAUGCAUUAAGAUUCAGAACCAACGGUUAUAUGAAAUUGGAGGAAAUAUAGGGCAGCAUUGCUUGGAUCCAGAUGCUUAUAUAUUGGAUGUAUAUCAUGUCAAUCCUCAAGCAGAGUGGGUGAUUAAACCCCAACCAAGUUUUUGAAACACCCUCCAGGAUGGCAGCUAUCAUGUAUCACAUGCCAAGAAGAUUCUGCAUGUGGUAGGGAAAAAAACAAGACUACUUUUGACAUGUUUGCUCCAAUAACUCUCUUGGUGUUUCUCAGCCCAAGUGGUGUCUCCCAGCGUUGUCAACAUGAACCAUGGAGGAGGCACUGGUUGGCUGUUUGAGCUGGGGCUUUCUCCUAUGAUUCCUUGAUAAGAGUGAAGGAAAGAUGAUGCGAUCCUUCCAGAAGAAAGGCCAAUCUAGUAUGUGGAACUCUAAUCAUUUCUAGUACUUUGGUUUCAUAUCAGAAAUGAAUUUGGCCCUAUACCUAGAGAUAAGAAACACUUCUUUAUGUAGCAAAUGCUACCAAAGACAAGAGGUAGAAGAGAAUUGUUUUCAUACCUGUGUUAUAUACAUAGGUGGACCUUUUUGAACAAGAAUGCCAGAAAUAUCAAUAAUUUUUGCUCUGUAAAAUAAUCCAGAUCUACUUUUCAAAGGGAAUCGGUUCCUGAAGUUAUGCAUACAAUAUUUAUGCUCUGACUUGCUCCCAAAUUGGAGGAGGGCGAACUCCUGUUGAAGGAACACUGUAUUGUUAUGUAUGUUGUACUGUAUUAUGACUAUCAGCAUUCUGGUGCAAGUGACCAUUUCUCUAUCGUGGACUAUUGAAAAUUGAUAAUUUUAAAGCUUUUCUGAUGAGCACUGGUCCGUAUAGCAAAGGUUAGUCUGAAAGAGGGUGUCCUUAUUCUUUCGUGACCUUCUGCGUGGUUAAUAGUCACAGAACCACUAUUUUCUCCUCAUGAUUCUGGUGCUCAACGAAUAGCUUUCUCUGUGCCAGACACAGAUUUCCUUUCCUGAUCAAACAUAUCAUUUUUUUAUAUUUCACAACUGUAGAUAGUCACUUCUGCCACCCCAAUUUAAAAAUAUAGAACUGCCUUUAUCCAACUGUUCUUUAUCCAAGAAUACUGAAAAAUAGUGUCAUAUCCAGAUUUUAUAUGCUGUAAAAGCAUAUUUUGUUUCUGCUCAUCAACCAUAGACAUGGCCAAGCACUGUGGACUAGCCUCAGGCUUUAAAAUCAGAUGCAGUUUUGGUGAGCUGGAAACUGUCUCACUGUGAAGAUCCUGUGGAGGCAUUUUCCAGACCGGCACUUGGUGAGAACAUACAGUUCUCCACGAGCUAAUGGAGAGCAAAUCUGAAAUGUGCCAAGGGGUCAGACGGCUCUGCCUUUCAUCUUGAGACUGCAGAUACAGUUCUUCUAGGGUCAGUAGAACUGGGGACAGAAAUCUCAUUUAUCCCACAUGCAUGCUUUCGAUUAGAAUCCACAGAUUGAGAUUUUGAUGAAUUUGUAUCAAUUUUAAUGAGAUUUAAUGCCCAGAUGACUCUCUUUUGCGGUUCAAACAAUAAAGUUGCUCACAGAUACAGAAGACAUUUCAUCUACUUACCAAUUCUCAAAACGUAAUGUGAUGAUAACUGAAGCCCAUGUAUAGAAGAAAUCUUUUAUAUGCUGCAUUAUGCCUUGAUAUCUCUUAAAACAUUGUUUGUAUUCACCAUGUAGAUAAUUGUGUUUCUGGCCACUAAUAUUUCGUUAUAUUUUUAUAAAAAACGCAAAUAUCCAUUCAUUUUA
Prionailurus viverrinus (fishing cat) is the source of this 4141-nucleotide messenger RNA. RefSeq names its product Rho GTPase activating protein 28 (gene ARHGAP28). Gene Ontology annotation, molecular function: GTPase activator activity. Gene Ontology annotation, biological process: signal transduction; regulation of small GTPase mediated signal transduction; negative regulation of stress fiber assembly. The transcript has 20 exons. NCBI's taxonomy places the organism in Eukaryota, Metazoa, Chordata, Mammalia, Carnivora, Felidae. Gene Ontology annotation, cellular component: cytoplasm. The record is from RefSeq and is a predicted model, not a curated record. Bases 394 to 2520 code for a protein of 708 amino acids.